AUGUCUCAACAAGCCGAACCUAAGACAGCAGCAGACCCUGAGGUCCAGCAAACUCUUAUCUACAAUGGCCAAGGCACCGAGGAAGACCCCUUCAUAGUCGAAUUUCAAAAGGAUGAUCCAGGGAAUCCUAUGAACUGGUCUCAAUUCAGAAAAUGGUUCAUCACCGCCAUUGUGACCUUCUCGGUCUUUGCCAUCACCUUCACAUCUUCGGCAUACUCUGCUUCCGCAAAUGAGCUCAUUCCAGACUUCGGCAUCAGCACAGAGGUGUUUACAGUUGGUCUGUCCCUCUUUGUCCUUGGAUUUGCAAUUGGCCCAGCUGUAUGGGGUCCCUUGGUAAGCAGCGCUCUAUUUGACGCCCUUAGUACACAAGCUGACUAUGCUUUCAGAACGCUAACCGCCGGCGAUGCCUGUAGAUCCGAGCUUUACGGAAGACAAGCUCUCUGGAUUGUCUCUCACGUCGCCAUGGUGGCGUUCAUUGGAGGUUCCGCUGGAAGUCGAAACGUCACCACUCUCCUGGUGUUGCGAUUCUUCAGCGGCACAUUUGGAGGCUCGCCGUUGGUCAACUCGGGCGGUGCCAUUGCAGAUCUCUUCCCUCCGGCUCAGAGAGGCCUCGCCAUGACACUGUACUGUGUUGCGCCCUUUCUUGGUCCCAUCCUUGGUCCUAUCGUUGGCGGGUUCGUCUCUGAAAACGUUGGAUGGAGAUGGGUCCAGGGGGUGUGCUGUAUCUUCAUCGGGGUGAUUGGUAUUAUCGGCGUCAUCUUUGUGCCGGAGACAUAUGGCCCGGUGCUACUGAUCAGGAGGGCAAACCAACUGUCCAAAGCCAAUGGUAAGGUUUACAUCAGCGUUCUCGAGAAAAAUCAAGGCAAGAAGAAGCCGUCGGAGGUCUUCCAGCGAGCUCUCAUACGGCCUUGGGUCCUGCUCUUCCGCGAACCAAUCGUGCUAGUGGCAUCGCUCUACAUGGCCAUCAUCUACGGCACGGUCUACAUGUUCAUGAGCGCCAUGCCCAUCGUCUAUAACGAACAACGCGGCUGGAGCGAGGGCAUCGGCGGGCUCGCCUUCAUGGGUAUUGCUGUCGGCAUUAUCAUCGGACUACUCUACGCCAUCUACGACAACAACAGACGUUACACAAAGCUCUUGUUGUCCAAAUCAGCAACUGCCGAAUCGCGACUCCCACCCGCCAUCGUCGGCGCCGUCGCCCUUCCGGUCGGUAUGUUCGCCUUCGCCUGGACUAAUUACCCCCACAUCCACUGGUCCGUCAGCAUCAUCCUCUCCGCGCCCUUCGGCUUCGGCUGCGUCCUCGUCAUCCUGCCGAUCGUCAACUACCUGAUCGACGCGUACACCAUCUACGCGGCGUCCGUUCUUGCAGCUGCGGCUAUCUUCCGCUCGAUCGUCGGGGCUGUGUUUCCCUUGUUUACGACUCAGAUGUAUGACAGACUUGGGAUUCACUGGGCGAGUUCUCUACCAGCUUUUCUGACGGUAGCGUGCAUGCCGUUUCCGUUUGUCAUGUAUCGCUAUGGUGAGGCGCUGCGGAUGAAGUGCAAGUAUGCGUUCGAGGCUGCGGAGAUGAUGAGACGGAUGCAGAUGCAUAAGGCCCCUGCUCCAGUCAAGGAGGAGGAGGAUUCCCCUUCUGAGUGA
Messenger RNA from Aspergillus lentulus, 1635 nucleotides. Lineage: Eukaryota; Fungi; Ascomycota; Eurotiomycetes; Eurotiales; Aspergillaceae. The record is from RefSeq and is a predicted model, not a curated record.